Molecule: messenger RNA, 1015 nt
Organism: Maniola jurtina (meadow brown)
Lineage: Eukaryota; Metazoa; Arthropoda; Insecta; Lepidoptera; Nymphalidae
Gene: Pmi
Product: transmembrane protein 11-B, mitochondrial
Exons: 3
Coding region: 121-645 (174 amino acids)
Biological process (GO): inner mitochondrial membrane organization
Cellular component (GO): mitochondrial inner membrane
Source: RefSeq, a predicted model, not a curated record
UACCAAUCUUACCCGUCUCUACUAAACUUAAAGAAUAAAAUCGAUAAUUUUUACCGAUUCAAAUCAAAAGCACACCACUUAUCAAUUACUCUACAAUCAUGACAUUUGUCUAUAGCUAAGAUGGCGGGUGAUGAAAGUGACAGUGAUCUUAAACCUUCCCAAGUAGUAAUAGUUAGAGAAGUAUACGACAGCGAAAAUGCUCAUAUUAAGUUUGAAAUGGAACUGGAAAGAGCACUUGAGGCUGGUGUGAGUGUUAUUGUCAUAGAACCUGAACCGCUUGGAGAAGAAACAGCUAGGUGGAUAUAUGUAGGGAACCUCUUACAUAAAGUCUCUGUGUAUAGUGGAUUGUGUAGUAUUGCUUCGGGCUUGGCUUGGAGUUCAUUAGCAUGCACACCUUUUGGAGUAGUGUCAGUGUUAUGUGCAGGUUGCUACACACUUUCAUGGCAGUGGGACCCCUGUUGCAAAUAUCAAGAAGAAAAAGAUCUACGGCACUUAUCUAAACUGCCAAUUUUAAGUGAUUUGACCUCAGCAUCUCCCGUUGUCCUAGUGCACACUGAUAAUAGAAGACAAGUCAUUUUACAUAAUACUAUAUCAUUAGCUGCAACUGCGAUAUGCUUAUGGAGAAUUUAUAAUAUUUUUAAAUAAUACAGAAAUAUUUUAUGCAGCAUAUUCCGUCUGAUAUGCUUGCAUUAGGCAAAAAUGGAAAUAAUAUAUUUUUAUGAAAUGAGUACAAUCACAAAUAUAUGCUUAUUAGUGCUCUUUCUCUGUAUAAUAACUAAUUUUUUGUAGGGAACAAUGUAAAUUUGUUACUAUUAUUUAAAAAAUGUUAUUAAAAUUAAAAUAGAAUAGUAAUUAUGUACAAAUAUUUUCUUUUAAAUUUAAGGAAGGAUGCUUUUUAGAUAGGACAGCAGGUUGUUGGAUUCUGUUAAAAAUAAUCUUAUAGCAGCAUAAUAACAGUGUGGACAAUGGAGUGGAUUAUCACUGUUACUAUGUAAUAAAAGUUACAUUUAUAAAA